Homarus americanus (American lobster) is the source of this 4810-nucleotide messenger RNA. RefSeq names its product serine/threonine-protein kinase PLK4-like. The coding region runs from base 188 to 3664 and encodes 1158 amino acids. The transcript has 13 exons. The record is from RefSeq and is a predicted model, not a curated record. Gene Ontology annotation, biological process: protein phosphorylation. Gene Ontology annotation, molecular function: protein binding; protein kinase activity; ATP binding. NCBI's taxonomy places the organism in Eukaryota, Metazoa, Arthropoda, Malacostraca, Decapoda, Nephropidae.
CCGAAGGUGAACCAAUCAGAGCAGAGAAAUUUGAAAGAUACAUAUGUUGUGAUUGGCUGCACCAAAGAGAAAGAACCAAUGAUAAACUUGCAUCCAUCGCAAGUGGGAAAUAUAAAAACAUCAACAUACCGUAGAGUGGCGACAUGCAUGAACAAAUGUGAAAAUAACAUGCAACAGGUUAACAAGAAUGAACAAAAAGAACGAGAUUGGAGGUUCAAUUGAGGAAUAUGAUGUAGGACAGCAAAUUGGUAGGGGUGGUUUUGCCACUGUGUAUUGUGCCAGGUGCCGCAACACAGACAGAGAUGUGGCCAUCAAGAAGAUCAACAAGAGUGAGAUCACUGCAGGUGGUCUUAUCAACAGAGUACGCCAGGAAGUUACUAUUCACUCCCGUCUUUGUCACCCAUCGAUACUCAGGCUUUAUACAUUCUUUGAAGAUGAGCAGUUUGUUUAUCUUGUAUUAGAACUUUGUGUUAAAGGAGAACUGCAGAAGCAUUUAAAAGAUUUAAGAAGAGUUCUCACUGAGGAUGAAGCACGGGAGUACUUGGGCCAGAUUGUGGCAGGGAUGCUGUACCUACACUCCCAGUCCAUUAUGCAUCGUGAUCUCACACUUUCAAAUAUCCUUCUUGAUAAUCAUGGACGAAUCAAAAUCGCUGACUUUGGACUUGCUACACAGCUACGACGCCCUGAUGACCGACACACCACAAUGUGUGGCACACCAAAUUACAUCAGCCCAGAAGUAGUAACUCGCAGCCCCCAUGGCCUGGAGGCAGAUGUGUGGGGUUUAGGAUGCAUGUUAUUUAUCAUGCUCACUGGCCGUCCUCCAUUUGAUUCCAAAGGCGUGAAGGAAGUUAUCUUUACCAACGUUGUCAUGGGUGAUUAUAAGAUACCAAGCUAUGUAUCAGCUAAUGCUUGUGCCCUGAUCUCAGAAUGCCUUCAGAAGAACCCAAAGGAAAGGAUUAAGCUUGAAUUAAUCCCACACCAUCCAUUUAUGGCAAUAGGAAAUAAAGCAGAUAUAUCAAGGAUGUCUGAUAGUGGUCUGUAUACAAUGACUACUGUAACUACCCAACAUACCAGAAUUCCACUUACUGCCAUAUCUGAAAGUGAAUUAUCCUGCUCUGGAGGGAGUGGCAACCAAACACGACAGAUGGUAAAGCCACAUAUUGAACCAUGUCUUCGACAUCCUCCAUCUCCGCCUGUUAGGAUGAAAUCCAGUCCAAGAGAUCUCCUUCCUCCAAAUGCUGGGAUCAUUGAUAAUUUGAAAAGAAAAUUUACACCAUUACCAUCGAUGAAAGGUGGAGGGAAUCUUGCCUUUUCUACACCAUCACUACCUCCGUUAAUAAAACGGGAGCGAGAUGUAUCAGAGGAACGGAGGAGGCAACAGCAGUUGAGUGAUCAAAGAUGUGGUUCCUCUAGUUCCUGUGAUGAACAGUCUAGCUCCUCACAGUAUGCUCCUUCACAAGUUAAGGAGGUAUCACAUCACAUACCUAGGGAAAGGAAAGACAGGGUCAGAAGCAGUUCCAGGAGUAGUAGCAGUGAGCUUCAUAGAGCAGAACAUGAUUGUGUGGGUGGAAUUCAUAAUCCUUCCAAAAGAGAGAGAUCUAUAGAUAGAAAAAAUAGUUUCAGAGAUAAAUCUGAUAUUUCUCAUGGACAUAGCACUGACAGAAACAAAAACUCAUCAUAUGACCAGUAUUUGGGUCACCAAGGUCAGGUUUCAAGAGCUACACCAAGGAAAACAGAAUGUGAUUUCCGAAGUAGAUCUUUGGAAAGGAAAUUUUUUUCAGAUAAUCUUGAAAAGAAAGGUCUGGAAAAUGAAAGACUUACUGGAAAGCAAAUGAAAUAUGUAGAGAAUUAUCAAACGGGUAGUUCAAAAUAUGAACAUAUUUCCGGGUCUAGAGAGAGAUGUGAAAGUGGUGAACAUUUACAUAGUAAUACAUCAAAAGAUAGAACACGCCAACAGCAUAGGAGUAGGUCACUGGAAAAACACAGAGAUGAUUCGAAAGAAAAUUGUAGAAACAGGUUGAAAGAACCUGAAGAACACAGUUCAAGAAAUAAAGCUAGAGAACAUUACAGGGACAAAACUCACUCAUGCUGUCAGAGCUCACAUCACAAAUCUUGGUGUGAGCGGAGACAUAGGACUUUAGAGCAGGUAGAUUCAGUUUUCACACGUGGUAGAUAUACAGAAAAUGAAAGACAGAGUAAUUCUAAUCUGGAUAUUUGUUCUAGUCACAGUCGGAAUUUGUGUAAUAAUGAUUGUAAAGCAAGUGCUAAAUCGUUCAGUAGAGGCCAGUCUGCCUGUGCUUCAAAAAAUGAACAGAAUAAUAUUUUAAAUGACAUUUCUAAAGUUGUACACAUGUCACCAGUUGAUUGUGUGAAUGUAAAUCAAAAACAGUUACAAGCUUCAGCAAAUCCUCGUCAGCAACCGGUAACAUCAAAAACACUGGGUGUAAUGAGUAAUCAAACUUUGAAACAACAAGUUUCACCACUUUCCUCGGUAAGAUUAAAAAAAGUAAGAUGUAAAAGUAACACAUACUUCUUAAACAUCCUGGACAAUGGGGAAGUGUGCCUGGAACAUCUAUGCACCAAACGCAACCAAGAGAUGGUGGAUGUUGUAUGCAGAAUUUCUUCCGAUGGAUUAAGGAUAAUUAUUUACCAACCAAAUGGUGGUUCAGGGUCACUACCUGGAGACGCUCCUCUACCACUGCCAGAUGAAGGAACACCUUUAAUAUUUUCCUAUGAAAAUAUUCCUCCAAAGUACUGGAAUAAAUAUAAAACUGCAGCCAGGUUUGUGAACUUAGUGAAAUCUAAAACUAUGAAGAUUACACAUUACACGAAUCAAGCCAAGUUUUUACUGAUGGAAAAUUCUCCUGACCCUGAUUUUGUAGCUAUGUUUUACCAUGGAACCAAAGUGACAAAAACUGGAAACACUGUGGUGCUCAGAGAGUCAACUGGUGCAUCACACACAGUACCUCAGUCUACUGGUUGUGCAGUGCUGCCAGAUUCUCUUCAACCAUUCUAUCGACAUUUUAAACAAAUACAUGACCAUUGCCUGUACCUGGAGCGUGUUCUUUCUGAAGUAACAGCAAAGACGGGCAUCGAUUGCUUCCCUGUAAUUUUGGGUAGCAAACCAGCAUCCAUCCCAGCAUCACCGCCAGAGUCUGCUCGCAGCAAACCUCAUUUCACAUCUCAGAAAGAAAAUAUUUCCCCUAAAUCCAUACAUUCCUAUAGAGCUAAAAAUAGUACAUCACAGCUUGGUUCAUAUGAAGGUUCAACUGGAAGUGUUCAAAUAAUGGAAAAUCCUACUCGCCAUGUCAGGACACCUCUUACCCCCCACACCUUCAGCAAUAUUCAAGUGAGACCAGAGUCAAUUAUCAAGCAUCCUCUGCCUCGUGUUUAUGUGCAAAAUAUUGGCUGGGCAUCACAGGGAAGCAAUGGAGAGGUUUCUGUUGAGUAUCUGGAUGGAGCACGAGUUCAAGUAAGCAGUAACUCCCCUAAAGUGAUAUUCACUGAAGCAUCUGGUGUGACUACGUCCUAUUCUGCCAAUGACAAACUGCCUCUUGUGUUACAAAAUAAGUUAUCACAAAUGCAGACUGUGUUAAGCUCAUUGUCUCAGUCUCCAUCACCAAAUAUAACCCCCAUGUCUUCAAACACAGUUGGUCUCCACUAAUAUUAACUCCACCUGUUACUGUUGUAAUUGGAUGCAAUAUAAAAAAGCAAAAUUUUUAAGAAGAGAAUUUAAUAGGCAAAUGAAGUUUUUUUUUUUAUGAAUUUGCCCAUGACUUCAAGUAUAUUUUACUUGAAUACCAAAGAAUCUUACUGGAAAUCUAUCUUGCCAGACCUUAAAAUAUUGCUCAAAUUGUAAGUGCAUGCUCUUAAGUGUGCAGAAUCUUUUUGGGGGGAUUUGCUUUUGUUUUUAACUCUAAGAUAUUUGGGAUCUAACAAUAAAAGAACUUCUGAUAAUGAUAUCAUUUCUGUACUCUUAUAAUAGAAAACUAUUGAUCAUUUGCAGUUAAUUAUUUAUAAAAUCUUUAAAAGAGGUAGUUGAACUUACAGAAAUUGAACAAUGUGUGUAGUGGCAGAGCAUCUGAUUAGGUAAGUUAUUGCAGGCAAAAUAUAUAUAAUCAAUAAAAAAAAUUGUCUUCCAGAUAAUGAAAUUUUGUCUUCCAAACUAAAAUCAUAUAAAAACUUAAAUCUAGAAAAUAAAGGCUGUCUUCCAUGUACAACCACUGUCUUCCUUACAAUAUAAGGAGGAAAUACAUUUGUAUUGUGUAGUGUACAGUCUACAUUUACAAAGAAAUCCUCUUUGAAUACUUGGGGGGGUUGUUUUCUGGUGAUUCACUUAUAUUCAUUUAGUAAUAGUUAAUAAUUUUGAUUUUAAAAGUUUGGUAGAGACAAAACAGCUGAAAAUAAUAUGGUAUUUACUGCAUACUUGUAUAUCAAUUGGUUUAUAUUAAUCUAUACCUAUGUACAGUAAUAGAAAGUAUAUGUUGUUAAAUAUUUCUCUAUAACAAAGAUAAAACUAAAGUCAGCUGUAUACAGUAUAUGUAAAGUACCUGUAAUUCAUGGUAGGUUUUAAAAUUUUUACUGUUAGUGAUUAGGAUUAUUAAUUCAAAUUAUGUGUUCCCUGGGAGUCUUCCAUCUUUUUAUGUGGAAUUAAAUAGUUUAUGGCAUUAACUAUUUAUUAGUGCCAGUGACUGAUCAUCUCUAGUAGUCCCAGAAUCUCUUGUAGAAAACUUUUUGUCCAGGUUUACUAAAUCAGAUUGUGGUACAGUACUGUAUUAUCACUGAAUCUAAUAAAAUGUGUAUACUAAUA